Molecule: messenger RNA, 4383 nt
Organism: Osmerus eperlanus (European smelt)
Lineage: Eukaryota; Metazoa; Chordata; Actinopteri; Osmeriformes; Osmeridae
Gene: papolg
Product: poly(A) polymerase gamma
Exons: 24
Coding region: 142-2670 (842 amino acids)
Cellular component (GO): nucleus
Molecular function (GO): poly(A) RNA polymerase activity; RNA binding
Source: RefSeq, a predicted model, not a curated record
GGAUACUCAGAAGCUUUGGGCGCCAUAUUGGACUGUAGCAACUAGCUAACUAUUGUCAUACAUUUGGUGUUAAUAGCUGCCACUGCGUGAGUUUUAAUGUUAUCUGCAAGUUUGCUGUAGGAUAACGUGUUUCAGUGUGUCAUGAAAGAAAUGUCAGCCACCAUGCCUGGCGGGCAACAGCCUCAGAAACACUAUGGCAUCACCUCUGCCAUAAGCCACGCACCCCCCCGGGACAUAGAUCACCAGUACACUAAAAAGCUCAGUGAUGCAAUGAAGCCUUUCGGAGUUUUUGAAGACGAAGAUGAACUAAACCACAGACUUGCUGUCCUUGGGAAGUUAAAUGCAUUUGUCAAGGAGUGGAUUGCAGAGAUUAGUGAAACAAAGAACUUGCCGUUGUCUGCAGUAACUAACACAGGUGGUAAGAUCUUCACCUUUGGUUCCUAUCGACUUGGAGUGCACACAAAAGGAGCGGAUAUUGAUGCCUUGUGUGUAGCUCCACGGCAUGUUGAGAGGACUGACUUUUUCCAGUCUUUCUUUGAGAAACUGAAACAGCACGAAGAGAUCAAAGACUUAAGGGCUGUAGAGGAUGCCUUUGUACCAGUAAUAAAAUUCCAGUUUGAUGGCAUAGAGAUUGAUCUCCUCUUUGCCAGACUGGCUUUGCAGUCCAUACCCGACAACCUGGACCUGAGAGGGGAUUCCCUCCUGAGGAACCUUGACAUCCGGUGCAUCCGCAGCCUCAACGGUUGCAGAGUCACUGAUGAGAUAUUAUACUUGGUGCCAAACAAGGAGAACUUCAGAUUGACCCUGAGAGCCAUUAAGCUGUGGGCAAAACGUCGAGGAAUCUACUCAAACAUGCUGGGGUUCCUGGGCGGUGUGUCGUGGGCCAUGCUGGUGGCCAGGACAUGUCAGCUCUACCCCAACGCUGUGGCUGCCACUCUGGUCCACAAGUUCUUUCUGGUCUUCUCCAAAUGGGAAUGGCCAAAUCCUGUGCUUUUGAAACAGCCUGAAGACAGCAACCUGAACCUGCCAGUCUGGGACCCACGGGUUAAUCCCUCUGACAGAUAUCACUUGAUGCCAAUCAUCACACCUGCCUACCCCCAGCAGAACUCCACCUACAAUGUCUCCACCUCAACACGCACCAUCAUGAGUGAAGAGUUCAAAUUUGGUCUCAGUGUGACAGAUGAGAUUCUGCAGGGGAAAGCGGAAUGGUCCAAGCUGUUUGAGCCACCCAACUUCUUCCAAAAAUACAAGCACUAUAUAGUUCUGACGGCCAGUGCGUCCACAGAAGAAAACCAUCUGGAAUGGAUUGGGCUUGUAGAAUCCAAGAUCCGUGUUCUAGUGGGCAACCUGGAGAGAAACGAAUACAUAACCCUGGCCCACGUCAACCCUCAGUCCUUCCCUGGGUCCAAAGAGAACCGCACAGAAGAUGAGUUUGUGUCCAUGUGGUUCAUCGGGAUCAUAUUCAAGAAAGUGGAGAAUGCCGAGAGUGUAAACAUCGACCUGACCUACGACAUCCAGUCCUUUACAGACACAGUGUACAGACAGGCCAACAACAUCAACAUGCUGAAGGAUGGCAUGAAGAUCGAGGCGACACACGUGAAGAGGAAGCAGCUCCACCAGUACCUCCCACCUGAGCUGGUGCAGAAGAAGAAGAGGAGCAUUGCAGAGUUGAACCGCAGUGCCAACGGGGGGAGCUCCAAGCGCAUCUCCCUGGACGGUAGUCAGCUGGACAGCUCCAGAGACACGGACUCAGGGACACCCUUCAACUCCCCCACCCCCGUGUGCAAGCCCUGCAAGCCAGCCUCCGACGCAGACGACGGCAUCACGCCUUCCAAACCGCCCGUCCCUUUGUUUGUGGACGGCUCCCCCACAUCAGAAGCAUCUCCUGAGCAGGGCAUGUCCAUCCCAGUCCUUGGUACAAAACCGGUGGUUGGGGUUUCCCAGGAGACCGCUCCUACUGCCCCUCUUCCCAGCAGCGCUGUCCCCCCAUUGGUUGCUGGGAGUGUAGACCGCACUAGCGACAGCCCCUCAGAGCAGCCUCUGCCCAACGGCAUGGGAGACCCCGUCAAUGGAGCCUCAUCCAAGAGACCGCUCUCACCCACACAGGACGAUCAGCCCAAUAGGCUAAAAGACACUGAGGAGGUGCCCAAUGAUGACGCUACAUUCAAAGAGCCAUACCCCCCCUCCAGUGAUGGACAUGCACAGGGAGAUGGCGUAACUGUGACUGGUCUUUCUGGGGCAAAAGCAAGGCCUAUUCCAACCAUCGACACAUCCAGAACACAGAGACUGCCCAGCAUGGAGCUGCCAGACGCAUCUUCACCCCUCCCUGCUAGCAACAGCUGCAGAGUGGUCAAGAAUUCCAUCAAGCUAGCUCUCAAUCGCAGCAGCAUCACCCCCCCCAAACCCUCAGGGUUAUUGGAGAGCACCCUGGCGCCAGACGUACCUGUAGCCACGAAAGUGCAGGGCAUGUCCAUACCAGUCAUCGGCUCAAAGAGCAUGGCUGUGAAGCCUGUGGCAGCCCCAGUGGGAAGCACCAUCCCCACAGUGGUGGGCAGGGGCGUCGACCCCAGCAGCAACGGCGCCGCGCCCAAGCGAGCCCACUCGCCCACGCUAGACGAGCAGGCCAAGAGGAUCAAAGAGACCGAGCAGGCUAAAAUCCAAAUCGUGUGAGCUCUAAUGUUCAAACGGAACAUGCAUUUAGAUGAAUUUGGGCCCGUUGCAAUAACCCAGACUGGUGUGUGUGUGUGUGUGUGAUGAGACAAAGCAACGGCUCUUAGCUUAGGGAAGUAUCUGUUCCAGAGGUGGAGGGCGAGGAAUCUCGCCUCGGUAACAGUUGUCACAUGCUCAAUGAGUCCCCGCCCCUCCUCACACCCUGCCAGUCGCCUCGAUUAAGGCCAGAGAAUCCUUAUCUAACAAGUCGUCAGACAUACGGGACCUGUAGUAGGUCUCCCUCUGCCACUCUGGACACUUGAACACCUCUCUAGAUCAAAACAUUGAUAAAAUGAUUAGGCGCCCGUAACAGGAGCGAUGGUUUUCUCCGUUCAGUUAUCUUCUUUUCCGUUGAGUUGCGUGUUUUAAAGGCCUUAAGGUGUCAAUGCUGGGUACACACUCUCCCGAGUAUUUUGAAAAUCGAACUUGUACAGUAGAUGUUUAUGUAAAUAACUCUUUAAAAGAAAAACGAAAAAAUCACUGUUAGUUUUGAUAGUUCUAUUGUAGUUUUUAUUAAUCGAAAAAGAAAAAAAAAAAGUUUAAAAAAUUGUCUUGUGUUUUUCCACUGUCUGAAAAGAAAUAUCCCCUUCUCAAACUGUUUUGUAAUGGCUGUGUAGGUUUCUAUACAAUUACAUGGAUGACUGUGGUUUGCUCAAACCUGGACCAUCUCACAACCAUGACCCUAUCGUGACCCACAACCAUCCAGAGGAUAUUUGUGGUGGUCUAACAUGGAACCCUUCCUUUUUACCAUAAAAUAUAUCUGGUUGUGUGUUUAACUUACCCUUAUUUUACUAUUUUGUGAGCAGCACAGAUUGCGGUACCCUAUUUAAAUACACUAGUAAGAUUUCCAUAGACUGAUCUACAGUGUUUGAAUGUGGGAAACAUGCAUUCAGCUGCUCGGUUUUCUCAAUCCAAGUUAUGUCACCUAAAUAAUUACAUCAAGGAUGGACCUUUUAAAACUCAGUAAACCUGUUUUGCCUCGCUUCAACUUUGUCCUAUGAAACUGGGGUUUGGAGAAUGUGAUGCUGUGGUAAGUAGGAUCUGACUUGUGAAGUGGUCCAUGACUGGAUCUAUGGUGCUUGUGAAACUGGUUCAAAGCUUUUUGAGGGAUUGUGUGUAUGUGCGUGUUGGUUGUUGGUGUGUGAGGAAGGAAAGGAGAAUGUUAUGAGCGAAUAUGUGCUUGUUACCACCUUUGGUCUGCGUGGGUGUGUCUGUUUAUGUGUGUGUUUUGGAAUUCCCUUUUUCGUGGGGUGUUUGCCCUCUGUGCCUCCUGUGGAGGUUCUUAAAAAUGGCAUCUCCUGGGGUCAUAGUAGAGGGGAGAAGUUGGCCUCUAACAUUCUUCUUCUGUCUUUCCAACAAUGAUUUCCUUGGCUGGGUGUACAGAAAUAAUCUGUGUUUUGAAAAGGCUUCUUCAUUAUUGGGGUUUUCUUAUCACUUUAUUUAUAUUUGCAUAUUUGUACCAUGUAAUUUUUUAUAUCAUUCAUAGCGGGUAGUUUAGUUUUUUUUCCCGAAAGACCUCUACACCACUCUUUCAGAAUUCUCAGUUUGCAUUUUGAGGAACUAACAAUACAGGUCAUUUGUUUCUAAUUUGUAUUUGAAAGGGUAUUUUGUAUGUUAUGUUUGUCACCUCCUUUAAAUGACUCCAUAAAUCCAUUAAAUCUUAAAACCCCAAGA